Molecule: messenger RNA, 306 nt
Organism: Linderina pennispora
Lineage: Eukaryota; Fungi; Kickxellomycota; Kickxellomycetes; Kickxellales; Kickxellaceae
Product: ribosomal protein L35Ae
Exons: 1
Biological process (GO): ribosomal large subunit biogenesis; cytoplasmic translation
Cellular component (GO): ribosome; cytosolic large ribosomal subunit
Molecular function (GO): structural constituent of ribosome
Source: RefSeq, a predicted model, not a curated record
CUCUACGCUAAGGGCAAGUUCCUUGGAUUCCAGCGCGGUAAGCGCAGCCAGAACGAGGGCACCGCUCUCCUCCAGAUUGAGAACGUCGCCGUCAAGGAGGACACCUCGUUCUACCUCGGCAAGCGCGUCGCUUUCGUCUACCGCGCCCCGACCGCCAAGAACGGCUCGCACGUCCGCUGCAUCUGGGGUCGUGUUACCCGCUCCCACGGUAACUCGGGCAUGGUCCGCGCCAAGUUCCGCCACAACCUGCCCCCGCGCGCCAUGGGUGUCUCGGUCCGCGUCAUGAUGUACCCCUCGAACAUCUAA